Molecule: messenger RNA, 1527 nt
Organism: Phaethon lepturus (White-tailed tropicbird)
Lineage: Eukaryota; Metazoa; Chordata; Aves; Phaethontiformes; Phaethontidae
Gene: SEPSECS
Product: Sep (O-phosphoserine) tRNA:Sec (selenocysteine) tRNA synthase
Exons: 10
Biological process (GO): conversion of seryl-tRNAsec to selenocys-tRNAsec; selenocysteine incorporation
Molecular function (GO): O-phosphoseryl-tRNA(Sec) selenium transferase activity; tRNA binding
Source: RefSeq, a predicted model, not a curated record
UUAUACCUUUACAUUAUUGUUAUUAAGGGAAAAUGUCCUGAAGAUGCAUGGGAUGAAAGCACCAUUGAACUGUUUCUUCAUGAACUUGCUAUAAUGGAUAGUAAUAACUUCCUGGGCAACUGUGGUGUGGGUGAGAGGGAAGGAAGAGUGGCAUCAGGACUCGUUGCCCGAAGGCAUUACAGGUUGAUUCAUGGAAUUGGAAGGUCAGGUGAUAUUUCUGCAGUCCAGCCUAAAGCUGCAGGGUCUAGCCUUUUGAACAAACUUACUAAUUCAGUAGUUCUGGAUAUUAUAAAGCUGGCUGGUGUCCGGACAGUGACCAGUUGUUUUGUGGUUCCUAUGGCAACUGGCAUGAGCCUAACUCUGUGUUUUUUAACAUUGCGACACAAGAGACCAAAGGCAAAAUACAUUAUUUGGCCACGUAUAGACCAGAAAUCUUGCUUUAAGUCAAUGAUAACUGCAGGUUUUGAGCCUGUAGUGAUAGAAAAUGUAUUAGAAGGCGAUGAACUACGGACAGACAUCGAAGCAGUGGAGGCCAAAAUCAAGGCUCUUGGUCCUGAAAAUGUUCUUUGUGUGCAUUCUACAACGUCUUGCUUUGCUCCAAGGGUACCUGACAGACUGGAGGAACUGGCUGUGAUUUGUGCUAAUUAUGACAUUCCCCAUAUUGUCAACAAUGCAUAUGGAGUUCAGUCUUCAAAAUGUAUGCAUCUUAUCCAGCAGGGUGCUCGAGUAGGCAGAAUAGAUGCUUUUGUUCAGAGCUUGGACAAAAAUUUUAUGGUUCCAGUAGGUGGUGCUAUCAUUGCUGGCUUCAAUGAGUCCUUCGUUCAGGAGAUCAGCAAAAUGUAUCCAGGAAGAGCAUCUUCAUCUCCUUCCUUAGAUGUCCUCAUUACACUUCUGUCUCUAGGUGCCAGUGGCUACAAACAGUUACUGAAAGAGAGAAAGGAGAUGUUUUCCUAUCUUUCAAGUGAGCUGAAAAAGCUGGCAGAUGCCCACAAUGAGAGACUGUUAGACACACCACAUAAUCCCAUUUCCUUAGCCAUGUCACUGAAGAAUCUAGAUGAAAAUAACGAUGCUGCUGUUACCCAGCUUGGAUCCAUGCUUUUCACAAGACAAGUUUCUGGAGCAAGGGUUGUUCCCUGUGGGUCUGUACAAACAGUGAAUAACUAUACUUUUAAAGGCUUUAUGUCACAUGCAAAUGACUAUCCCUGUGCUUACCUCAAUGCUGCCUCAGCAAUUGGAAUUAAAAAGCAAGAUGUAGAUGUAUUCCUAAAAAGACUCGACAAGUGUUUGAAGACUUCUAGAAAAGAAGCAAAGCAAGAAAAACAUGUAAAUGAACUAAGUAAUUCUACUACAGGCACAGAACAACUUGAAGACUAGAAGAUACAGAUUUAGUAACACAGGAAGAUAUGCUUUUGUUUGAAGUAUGUCAGAUUUGUAUUGGGUUAGCAUGGUGAAUCUGCAGUGCAGAAGAUUUAUUCCUGAUCUGAAAAACAACAAAAAAAACUUCGGUGAAAUUCAGCUUUAAAGAAA